AUGCCGAAAGCAAUUGUGAUGCAGCAUGUAGAGGGGAAACCAGGGAAGGUUUAUUAUCCCCUCCAACUCAAAGACCUCCCCACCCCCACCCCAGGCCCCAACGACCUCCUGAUAACAAUCCACUCCGCCGCCCUCAACCACAGGGACUUCUUCCUCCGCCAAUCCCUCUACCCCUCCCCCUCCUUCACCACACCCCUCCUCGCCGACGGCCACGGCAUCGUAACCUCAGUCGGCUCCUCCGCAUCCAAAUCCUGGCUCCACAAGCGCGUCAUCCUCGUCCCCGGCCGCGGCUGGAAAUCCAGCCCCGACGGCCCGGAAUCUCCAACUGGAUACGCCAUCCUAGGCGGUACGAAGACAAUCGAGUUGGGGACUCUCCAGGAGGUGGUCUGCGUGCAUGAGGAUGAGGUGGAGGAGGCGCCGGGACAUCUGAGUAGUGCUGAGGCGGCGGCUUUGCCGCUGACGGGCCUGACGGGGUGGAGGGCGUUCGUGAGUAAGAGCGGGAAUGCGGAGGCGGGCAGGAAUAUACUGAUUACGGGGAUUGGUGGGGGUGUCGCGUUGAAUGUGUUGCAGUUUGUGGUGGCGAUGGGGGCGAAUGGGUAUGUGACGAGUGGGACGCAGGAGAAGAUUGAGAGGGCGAAGAAGAUAGGUGCAAAGGGGGGAGUGAGCUAUAAGAGUGAGGGGUGGGAGAAGGAGUUGAAGGGGAUGUUGCCGAAGGAUAGGCCGUUUAUUGAUGCGGUUAUUGAUGGGGCGGGUGGGGACGUUAUUGCGAAGGCUGCGAAGCUGUUGAAGGUAUACAUUUCAUCUCUUCAAUUGUUCGAAGCUGUACUGAUAUGA
Messenger RNA from Cadophora gregata, 834 nucleotides. RefSeq lists its product as uncharacterized. The record is from RefSeq and is a predicted model, not a curated record. Lineage: Eukaryota; Fungi; Ascomycota; Leotiomycetes; Helotiales; Ploettnerulaceae. The coding region runs from base 1 to 834 and encodes 277 amino acids. The transcript is spliced from 2 exons.